This is a messenger RNA of Adineta steineri, 282 nucleotides long. Lineage: Eukaryota; Metazoa; Rotifera; Eurotatoria; Adinetida; Adinetidae. The record is from the annotation of a GenBank genome assembly.
AUGCCAGGCUGUGGUUGUGGUUGUGGAUGUGGUUGCGGCUGUGGUUGCGGCUGUGGAUGUGGUUGUGGAUGUGGCUGCGGUUCGUGCUGUAGUUCAUGCUGUGAUCCAUGCUGUUGUGAUCCUUGUUGUUGCUCUUGCUGUGAUCCAUGCUGUUGUUCAUGCUGCUGUGGUCCAAAAUGUUGUGUAACUAAAACUGUGUGCUGCUGCAAACCAUGUUGCAAAGUUAUUAGAAAGAAAACUGUCACCGUUAAAAAAUCAUGUACCAAGGUUUGCUGUUGCUGA